Messenger RNA from Cyclopterus lumpus (lumpfish), 1235 nucleotides. RefSeq names its product WAS/WASL-interacting protein family member 3. The record is from RefSeq and is a predicted model, not a curated record. The coding region runs from base 1 to 627 and encodes 208 amino acids. Lineage: Eukaryota; Metazoa; Chordata; Actinopteri; Perciformes; Cyclopteridae. The transcript has 3 exons.
AUGCUGACGACCCAGAGCCAGAACUGUUACCGAGAGCAGAUCCAGAAGGAGAUGUUGACCCGCUUGGCCUGGAAGAGCCGCUACGCCCACCGCUACCCGUCCUGCCGCGACCCCCCAGGCGACGCCGGCCCUGAGCCGACGGUCCUGCCCCGUCUGCCCGCUCCCCCCACCAGGGCGGUCCUGCCUCCCGUCAGCAGGACGACCCAGAAGCAGAGCGCCUUUCCUCCUCCUGCUCCUCCUCCUGCUCCUGCUCCUCCUCCAGGUCCUCCUCCUGCUCCUUCUCCAGGUCCUCCUCCUGCUCCUGGGCUCUCUUUGGAAGGAGAUGGCCGUCUCCGUGUGACCCCUCUGAUGAGGCCAGUUUCUCCUCAGACCAGACGAGCUCUCUAUCAGGACUCCUCGCACCACGGCAAAGGGCGCCGCCUGUACCUGCAGAGGCGAGGCCACGUGAGGCCCGAGGAGAAGUUUGACUUCCCCCUGCUCUCGUCCUGGGAGUACGGCUGGAGGCUGGGUGACUACUCUCUGGACUACAGGACGCCGUCCCGCGCCAAGUCGUCGGUGGUGAAGAACACCUUCUACGCCCGGAACGGCGUGUUCAGCAGCCCGUCGGCCACCGACGCGCUGGGCUGAAGUUCGACCUCCGGCCACCAGGGGUCGCUCUUUAGAGAGUGUGGCUCGAAGCAGACAGGAUUUAUACGUGAUGAACACCAUUUUGUUUGAAGACGCCUCCCUGAUUUUAAUCCCUAAUGUGCCGCCAGUUAAAGUCGGAGUUAUAAACUAUUUUGGGAUCAUGACAAAUGGCACAAUAUAACAUCUUGGUAAUUGAUGAAUAUUUAACAGAAAUAUAAUUAAAACUCAGUUUGUUGUGUAUUUUGUAAAACCUUCUACAUUGUUUUGUGUUUGGGUGAUUUAAUUAAAACGCUAGUCAAAAGAGCAAUGAUUGGUUGGAUAAAACAUAUUUUAAAUAUAUUAUUGUCAUAUUGACGACGGGGUUGAGAGGGUCUUUGUGUGAAUGAUGAUCCUCUACUUCCUGUAACGCUGUCUGUUUACCGUCCACUCGGCUGUGAGGUUAAGUGUCCACCAACCCGAUCCUGUGUGAUGGAUAAUUAAUGAACACCUGGCCAGGUAUCAGUCACAAAGACGUACACUUGACACCUCAGUGGUUUAAACAGCGAGGAGGAAAUGUCACGCACCGCAGCAUUAAAUAUUUCUAAUCCGGCAGUAACUACUACUAGUAC